UCGUACAAGGAACAGCUGCACUCUGAGAAUCAGAGACCUGAGAGAGAGCGACUCAGCUGAGUACAAGUUCAGAAUCACAACAAACCAACCAGGUGGGAAAUAUAAAGGUGAACCUGGAGUCACUUUGUCUGUCACAGACCUCCAGGUGCUGGUGGAAAGAUCAUCAACCCAGACAGAGCUGAAGUGUCACAGCAGUUGUAAAGUAGUUGGUCGUCCUUCAUAUGUCUGGUACAAGAACGGACUGAAAAUGAAGGAGGAAACAUUUUCCCUUAGAGUCUCUGUUAAUGAUGACAACAGCUAUUCCUGUGCUCUUAAAGGACAUGAGGAUCACCCCUCCCCUCCAGUGUAUGCUCCAAAGCUUCUCUCUGUGUCAGUGAGUCCCUCUGGUGAGAUAGUGGAGGGCAGUUCAGUGAAUCUGACCUGUAGCAGUGAUGCUAACCCAGCAGCUAAUUACACCUGGUACAAGGAGAAUGAAGACUCACCAAAAGCUUCAGGACAGAUCUUCACCAUCACUGACCUCAGACCUGAACACAGUGGGAAUUAUUACUGUGAAGCCCAGAACACAAGAGGACGUCGUAACUCCACCUUAAAUCUGACUGUUGUAGCAGGGAACUCAGCGCUGAUAAUGAACAUCAUCAGGCUGACUCUGGUGGUCCUGAUGCUGAUUCCUCUGCCUCUGUGGACUCUGUGGAGGAGGAAGAAAAAAACUCACAGCUCCACCACUGAACCAAAUGAGGGCUAUGAGGAGACUAUAGAGAUGGGCUCUUAUCCUGUGUAUGAGGAAGUCUCGAACUUGGGGGCCGUCACUGCAGCGCACAGAGAAGCCACGAAGGAGCAGGGAGCUUGGAUGUAAAGUGCAGUCAGGUUAGAGUCUGUUGAAUGGAAGAAAAGACUGAAAUCAACUUCUGCAAAAUGACUCCCCCACCUCUUUCACUGUGGAGAGCGAGGCCGAAGAGGAUGUGGGGGAGUAGAUACAUUUAUCUUCAACUUCAAAACCUUUUCAUUUUCAGUUUUCAGUCAGCAACAGCAUGUAGCAGAAAAAAAGUCCUUGACUCCCAAAUAGCAAAGUGAAACUUCUGGCCCAACAUGUUCCCAGGUCCUCAGCCCAAGUCAUAACAUCUGUUAUGCACAUACACAUAUGUCUGUCUUGGUGAAGCACUUUGGUGCAAAACCUGUUUGCUUUUAAAGUGUUUAAUGUGAAUGUAAUGUAAAUUUGAGUUGAGUCGUUACUUUACAUGUUUAGAAUUACAACUGGUAUGAAAAAUGUUAUUUUAAAUUUCAAUUAUCACUUUGAGAUACUGAUCACACCUGUCUUGCUUGAUGACGUCAAUAAAGUCAAUUCAAAACAC
This is a messenger RNA of Seriola dumerili (greater amberjack), 1349 nucleotides long. Its product is annotated as B-cell receptor CD22-like. The transcript has 7 exons. Lineage: Eukaryota; Metazoa; Chordata; Actinopteri; Carangiformes; Carangidae. The record is from RefSeq and is a predicted model, not a curated record. Bases 248 to 853 code for a protein of 201 amino acids.